AUGUUUAGUAGAACUGUCCUUUUAAACUUUUUAGAGCCCUCCUUAAAUACCUUUUAUAUAAUUGACUUUUUCGCUCUCACGGUAGUGUUUUUGAACUCGUUACUAAAUCCUGUGAUUUACUGUAUCAGAAUCAGGCAAUUUCGUGUCGCAAUGAUUGAGUUAACAUUUAGAAAUGUAACGUCAGCGAAGGCUGAAGAAAUGGAGAUGCAGUGGUUUGGAGCAAAAAAUGUUGUGGUUGGACGCGAGACUGGGCAAGAUCAAGGAAGGCCAGAACAACAAAAUACGGAAAGAUUAAAUGCCAGCUAAAAUCAAUAUUUUAUCUGUAGGCAAUCUUCACGGGGAUAAUAAUAAUAAUAAUAAUAAUAAUAAUAAUAAUGAUAAUAAUAAUAAUAAUAAUAAUAAUAAGGAGAAGAAUCUUUAUUAUGCUUUUGUGGAUGUACAUGGUUGAUAUUACAAUCAAGUAAAUUUACUUACAAUAGAAGAUAAGUUAAAUGUAAUGAGAAUAAUGGGCAAGCUAGGAAGCUAAAUGAACCAGCUGGUUUUCUUGUUAGCUCCCUGAACAAUUUAUUCUAGGUAGCAGGUAAAAUCAAAAGAAAUAAAACAAAAACAAAGAAGAAAGAACUUAUUUACAUUAAGUAUGUUGCUUCAUUAGCAAGACGAAAAUUCAUUUCAUUUGUUGUUCUGGCAGUAGAUAGCGUAUAAUUUUCUUCGGACACGCAGACACACUUGAGUUUUGUAAAUGAGUUGGAAGAUCAUUCCAAAUGUCCGUAGCCAUGAAAGAGAUUGAUUGCUUGCCUACGUUUGUUCGUACGCUCGGCUUAUAAAGAUUUUCCUCAGCUCUUUAUCCCGUGUUGUUGCAAUGGAUAUUACUAGCAUAUUGAAACAUGUUGUCGAAUAACUCAGGCAGACAGCCUUUAUGCCUCCAGUGCAUUUGUUGGUGAAUUAUUCUUCAGGAAAACGUAACCGGCCAUGCUAAUAUUAUUAACGUUUUUUUCUUUGUAGUUUUGUUUCGGAUAUGGCUAUAAUUUCCAGACUCCCUUUUAUAGUCCAAAUAAUUUCUUCCAACGAUGUUAGAUUUCUACGUAGACUACGCAUAUUGAAAUGCAUGAAAGAAAAUUCAUUUUGUUUUUUCGCUUAAUGAAAGAAAUUUCCAGACUGUUAAACGGUAAAAUAGCCAGAUUGGAUGUAAUUUUUGUAUGGAGACUCUUGUAGUUCACUUUCUCUUUUAGGGCUAGUAAUAAAAUCUGCGAAUAGAUCUUUAGACUUGUUUUAACAAAUUGACGCCAGUUUUUUAUCGUCUGUCCACUCAUUGACAGACUUGUCGCUUUUUUUCCUUCGUACCUUCCCAUGAGACCCCGCGCGCCUCAACCUAACCCCCAAUCUUCUCUCAUCCCAAAAACACAUAAAUAGCGACUGGGUACGAGUUUGACUUAUUGGUAUUAUAAAAUGACGUCAUAACAUUAUCAAAGUGUUGUAGAUCUUAAAUCAAGUUACCCAAUAAUCAAUUUGAAAUUCCGUUUCGACAGUUGCAAUAAAAUUACGACAGAGGUCCUGUAGAUUCAAUCUUCAGUAUCUUUCAGUUUUUGUACGCUGAAACAGUUACUACCGAUUAAAAUUAUUCCCUAUUCCUGUUAAAUUUACCAGAACUUUAAAAGAUUUUAAAUAGUUUUUUUUCCUUUCGUUGCUAGCUAUUCUGGCGGGCCAAGGCCUUAGUGUGGAGUGUGUUGCAGCAGUGUUUUUUGUUUUUCUUUUCGCUCCGUCGUACUGUACCUCGUGUGGCCAAAGCGACCAACUAGAAGUCAAGCUUAGAGGCAAUCGCUUUCCCUAACACAAAACGGAGUACACUUAGACAGCAAGAAAGGGCAAGCGUAACUGACGAAGGUCGGAAAGAAAAGUUAAAUUUUACUGUGAAUCUGCGAAUUGGAAAAGAGAAGGUUUUUUUUUAAUUUCAUUUGUUAUUCCAAAGUACAACAAUUGCAAUUAUUAUCACAAAGCAUACAUGCACAAACGGAGUACACACCUAUAAAGUACACAUGCAAUUCCACAAUCACCACACAAGGUAUGCCUACUGCUAUGUUACAAGUGCUAUUCAAAAAAGAAGAAACUAAUCAUUAUACCAAAAGAAGAAAGUUAACUAGUCUACAAAGUCCAUUUGUCCAUUAAUUUUUGCAACCUCUUAUUCUUAGUGCAAAUAUAUUUUUCUGUUUCAUAUUUACCGUUUACUCUAACUAUAAAACUGUUUAUGGUUGAGAGUACUUCAUUCCCUCUGCAACUCCAUAAAUGUAUCUUUCCUAUAAGUAUAAGAUAAUUAAGCAAGGGGCAUUCGGAAGUUAAAAAGCCGAUUCAAAUUUCCUUUAAUGUUAGAUGAACUAGUUGUUUUCGCAACCUAAAAUAAUAUGAUUCAACACAUUUCCAGAAUGAAUUCGAAUAAGGGCAGUCCCAAAAGAAUUGUGUGAUAGCAUCUUGCUUGACCUAUAGCUAGAUGAAAACAACAAAGCCAUGAACUGAACUUAAUGACUACGACAUGGCGAAUGUCUCUCUAUUUUCACCUGCAUAUGGUACUCCCACGCUUGAGUUUUUUAGGGAAAAAGAAACAGUUAAUUUUCUUUUAACCAAAAGUUUUAAAUUUUUGAACUAGAAGCCCUGCUAAUGACCUUCGGGGAGAGAGGUUUGCUUCAUUCCGUCCGAUUUCCUGUGAGAGUUCCGAAAUUGUUAUUUGAAGAUUUAGAAUUUAGUUUAAUAUCAACGGUUAAUUUUCACUUCCUAAUCCAGAAGGAUUAUAAAAAAAAAGUUUCUUAAAAAGCCGGUCAAAUUAUUAAAAGAUUAAUUUUUUGUCGGCUCUCUCUAGUUUUAAAUAACAGCAGUUUUUUACAUGCAAAAUCCGAGCGCUUUUUUAAAGCUGGCGACAAAGGUUUUCUACUGGCAACGAAAUGAUUUUUGAGACCUGGAAAUGAACAUUUCCACUAGCGAGCUCAUUAUGAUAGGGACAUUUUUGUGAAUUACAGGUUGAAUUAAGCUGAAGUUUUUGAGAUUUCGCCUAGUUUAAAGCUCAACUUUGUUUUUGCUUUUGGCAGUUAGUUUAACGAUGUAGAAAAUGUACAGUAUUCUUAAUUAUAUUUUGUAACAAGGAAAGAAACGUUAAAAUUCCUUUCUCUUUAAUUCAAGAGCAUAACAUUACAAAGAGCAUUACAAAACCGGACCAGGUAUAUGUUCGUUACUUCAACUGAACUAACCGAAAGUGGGUAUGGUUUGAACAACUCACAGAUGCCAUAUGAAAAAUAGAGCGGCUUUUUACGAUGAAAUCACUAUAAUUAUUAUUAUUUCUACUGUGGAUUAUGUUUGUUUUUAACAGCUAAAUGAGAAAAUAUUUAUUAAAUUUAUUAAAUUGAAAAUAAAAUUUAUUGAAUAUCUUAAGUGGUACAUUAGGCUAAAAUUUUUAUAGGCAGUAUUUUAGUAUCAAAAAUUAAUUUUCUGUUUUCGUUUUAUUUACACUAUUUGUGCAAACCUAGUUUCGACUAAAAACAACGUGCUUUGAAAUAUUAGGGAUGUCUUGAUUGUUUUUCUGUCUAGAGCUAUACACAGUUUUCUACCCUAAACCGUCUGCCGAAUCGUUGACUUUCUUGUAAUUGUACACGCGUAUUAAAAAGCAAGUAUUAAGUUUUAAAACUCUGCGUUCGUUGUUGUUUUCUAGAUAUUUGGACUUCCGUUUUGCCUUUUAAACAAAGCAAUGUUUUUCUGUUUCUUGCAUUGAAAUUGGUUUUGAAAAUUAUCCCCUGAAACUAAAUCGUUUUCGUUUCUGGAGUGAAGCAACUAAAAUUGAGAAAGCAAUUGAAACAAGUCGCACGUGUAAUUUAAAUAUUAAAGCUUUUUACGAAGAACUAUGCAAGGAUUAUGGCUUUUCUUUUUUACAAAAGCCAAAAACCAAACUUUCACGAGGAAUUAACUGUAUUAAACCUCUGAGUUUGUGGUUGUUUUAAAUAUAUUUGGAUUUCCGUUUUGCCUUUUAAACUACACAAUCUUUUUUCUGUUUCCUGCGUUGAGAUUUCACUGGUUUAUGAAGUCAACUUUAUUUUCUCGUUGGUUUAGAAACCAAGUUAUCUCCUGAAACUGGAUCAUUCAGUUUUGUUUUUGCGAGUGAAGUAACUGAAAUUAAGAAUUAAAGCAAUUUAAACAAGUCCGAUCACAGAUGUACUUUAAAUAGAGUUUAUUUAAGAGGAACUGCGCAAGGAUUAUGCCUUUUCUUUUCUACAAAAUCCAAAAACCAAACUUUUUAAGAAAGAACGAAAGACCGAUCCACUAAGAACACUAAGCUAAAAAUCGGCAGUGCAAACAGAAAGAAAACCGACAAUAAAAAUGGCAUAAAGCCAAAACGAAAAUCCAAGUCGGCCCCGGGCUUACUAAACAAAGACAAGGUUUUGACCAAUAAGAACGCAUUUGGUUUGUGAUGUUAUAUAUAGCAAGUGGUAAAUUCGCUCAUAACAAAAAGAAGAGAGUUUCAGUCUUAAAAGGUGCAAAAAGGAUUCGCUCCUUCGUUUUUCAAAUUCCGUGGCAAAGAAAAAUUUGAAGAAGUGAUGAACUCAAGUCAAGCAACAAACGAGUCCGUCCCUCCUCCAUGCACGGCCGCAGAAAGUUUAUUCGGAGAUCUUCAGCCGCCUUCCUUUUUCUUUCAAGGUUUUCUUAUCUUGUACAUAAUCAUCAACAUCAUCACUGUUCCCGUUAUUGCCGUCUUGAACGCACUGGUGAUGAUCGCCGUGAAGACGAAAUCCCGAUUAAGGGCGCAAAAGUCGAACAUUGUAUUUGCCAUGCUUGCUUUGACCGAUCUUUUGGUGGGAAUUCUUGCUCAGCCCAUCUUCAUCGAUAGAAUGAUAUCUAUCUUGCUUCAGGAAAGCAAUGGCCAGUCGUGCCUAACGGAAAUUUUGUCUUUUGCUAUUUCAAACUGCUUGUUCACUAGCUCGCUACUUCACCUGGCCUUAGCCAGCGGGGAGCGCUAUGUAGCCAUUAAAUACCCAUACCAGCACAUUACCAUCGUCACAGAGUCUCGUUUACUGGUUGCUUCUCUACCAACUUGGCUCCUGGCUGUGGUGGUGCACGUUGCACUUGCUGUUGACACGUUUCUGUUUUAUAGAAUUAACAAUAUAGUUAUCGGACUAUCCUUUGCUGUAAUUAUUUUCUGUCAUUUUUCAGUUUACAUCGAAACUCGCCGGCACGCAAAGCAAGUUGCAGCACAGCAAGUUACACAGGAAGCAAGGAAACAAUUUGAAAAAGACAAAAAGGCCUUCAAAUUAACAUCUACUAUAAUUGGCGUCCUUUUACUUUGUUAUUCCCCGUUAAUGUUUUGUAGACUUUUCCUUGUAAUUAUUUAUACACCCACCUUAAAUACAUUUUAUAUAAUUGGCUUUUUCGCUGUCACAGUAGUGUAUUUGAACUCGUUACUAAAUCCUGUGAUUUACUGUAUCAGAAUCAGACAAUUUCGUGUCGCAUUCAUUGAGUUAACAUUUAGAAAUGUGAACGUAGCGAGGGCUGAAGAGAUGGAGAGGCAGUGGUUUGGAGCACAAAACGUUGUGGUUGGACGCGAAGCUGAGCAUUAUCAAGGAAGGCCAGAAUAA
Molecule: messenger RNA, 5606 nt
Organism: Porites lobata
Lineage: Eukaryota; Metazoa; Cnidaria; Anthozoa; Scleractinia; Poritidae
Source: the annotation of a GenBank genome assembly